Molecule: messenger RNA, 1904 nt
Organism: Anopheles maculipalpis
Lineage: Eukaryota; Metazoa; Arthropoda; Insecta; Diptera; Culicidae
Gene: Hyccin
Product: hyccin
Exons: 6
Coding region: 75-1904 (609 amino acids)
Biological process (GO): protein localization to plasma membrane; phosphatidylinositol phosphate biosynthetic process
Cellular component (GO): plasma membrane
Source: RefSeq, a predicted model, not a curated record
UCCACUGGAAGCAGGGGUUUAACCGGGUGUGCUCCUUGUAUCUCUCCGUGCUUUGCGGCGUUUGGCAGGCAGCGAUGGCGGAAGCGAUCAUUGCCGACUGGAUCUCCGACUACAGUGCACUGCAGGAAUCGGAACUGCGCACGUUUGCCGCCCAGCACGAGAAUGAUUUCGAGAUCUCGAAGGCACUGUACACCAUCCUGAACGAGCGCACGAAAUAUAAGGAUCUAAUCCAUCCCAUCUGCAAUCAGCUGUGCAAUUUCUACCGCUCGAAUGAGGUCGAACUGCGCCGGUUUACGCUACAGUUUGUGCCGAUGUUGAUAUAUCUGUAUCUAAACUCAGUGGCACUCGGCGAUAAAAAGGGCUGCCGUUCGAUCGAAACGCUACUGAUCUGCAUUUACAACAUUGAGGUCAGUUCGGACGAUGGCAGUCCGAAGGUGGUCUCCUUUCGGAUGCCCGUCCUGGCGCAGGCAUCCGUCUAUCAUGAGGAAAAAAGCCUACAACCGAGUGAUUUGCGGCGAUGGGAAGAGAAUAGCAAUAAGGAUAUCAACUGGGGUCCACUACCGUCGAUCGAAUCGAUCAACGCGCAGAACCGGCUUAAGGUGAUGACGGCACUGCUCUUUACGUACAAUCAGCAGCUAAAUCAGAUCCACAAACCUGCCCUGUAUCAUCUGUGCAAAACCACCUCACUGCUGGUGAACCAGGGCUUUCCGAAGAUUCCGGGCGGUCAUAUGCAUCGUUCAUCGUACGGUACCGAUCCGAUCUCACCACAGCAACCGAUGGCGAUGGCUGCCCCGUCACAUGUCGUUCGGCCACCGCCACGGAUCGCUGUAAACGCCCAGUUCCUGGUGGAGCUGGCGCACGCCAACUACUUCGCCAUGUUCAACGAGUUUGCGUCGGCGGCGAUCGAAGCGGUGACGGAUCUGCACAGCCGCGCAUGCUACGAAAUGCUUCCCGAGGUGAUACUGGUAACGAAUGCGAUACGCAACUCGUUGCAUGCGAAUCCUUCCGGUCAACCCAGUGACGGUCCGAUGGGUAUUAGUGUAGCGCUGACACCUGCCACCACGACCGUGACGGUGUCGAAGUCGAUGAUUACGAAUGCCUCCUUCCGCACGAAGAAGCUACCAGACGAUAUUCCAAUACAGGGCCCAACGAAGGAGGAAAAUGGUGGCCCACACCAUCUAACCAGCAUCAACGAAGAGGGUGAAAGUGGGCAACCGUCGGCGGACGGUAGCACCAAGGGUGCGGCCGGUGGUGGUACGGCGGGUGCUAUGUCGGGCACACCGGGCAAACCGAAGGACUCCAAGACGCAUAAGGUGCUGGGCGGUUUCAAGAAACUGAAACCGGAAAAGGAUAAGGAUAAGGAGAAGGAUAAAGAUAAGGACAAGGAUAAGGAUCGGGAUAAGGAGGGAAGCGGCACGACACCGGUGGUGCUGGUUUCGACCGGUUCCGGUGGUGGUGUGACGCUUCCGGUGAAUAGCAGUACGGUAGCGGCGACGGCCGGCAUUACCGUCGGCGGAACGUCACUCGUCGAGGAAGCAAAGGCACUAAUGUCAUCGGCGAAGAAGAUUAACUCGAAGGAGAAAUUAAGUGCUUCCGGUGUCGGUGGUGGCCAACCGGCAACCGUAGUCGUGCUCUCGAAUGGUAGCAUCCUGAUGGGAUCUGGUCCGGCCUGCAACACGACGAACGGCGACAGUUCGGACGGUGCGGUAACAACGCUUACGGCCACGGGCACGGCAAACGGUGGACUCGGCAAGCAGUCACUUGACAUUGGCGAAUCGUUCGAUUCGGGCAGUGAGUUGCUGCAGCAGCACGGUCCAACCACGACCAGCAAUGGAGGCAACACGAUAAAAACCACCGUGCUGGAUAUGAAAAACCACGGCAGUAUACAAGUUAGUCAAGUUUAG